This is a messenger RNA of Punica granatum (pomegranate), 2948 nucleotides long. NCBI's taxonomy places the organism in Eukaryota, Viridiplantae, Streptophyta, Magnoliopsida, Myrtales, Lythraceae. The record is from RefSeq and is a predicted model, not a curated record.
GCAGCAGAGGAUCUCACCCAGCGUCCGUGCAACUGCCGGUGGAUUUAGAAUUUCCCAGCGUAUCUUUCUCGCUCCUUCACUCUCUCUCUCUCUCUCUCUCUCUCUGCCCUUUCUCGAGUUUGCCCCGACUGAGAGUGUGAGAGACACUGAUAGUGCGAUCCACCGCAGCUCCGGCGCCGGCAGCUCACCUGAAGAAGGAGACGGAACACGGACUCACCGGAGCGCAGAGAGAGAGAUAGAACGAGAGAGAGGCUGGUGCUAUUUACAGAACAUCCAGCGGAGGAGCUGAAUCUCGAUUCACCGAGCUUCGUCCGAUCCACCUGUGGCGGUUCGCGGAGGUCGUCUGUCAUGCUUCUGGCGCCUCCAUUCUCGAAUUGAAGCUGCGGGAUCGAUAUAAACGCCUAUUGAUGAAAGGCGGCGGAGCUGGUGGCGGAAAACGGCGAUGGAGGGGUCUAGUGAUUGCGGUCUUAUGCCUCGUUAUCCUCUCAAUGCUCGUCCCUCUCGGAUUCCUCUUCGGCCGCUUCCACACUGCUUCCACCGCGGUUUUCGGGUCUGACCAACAGAGUUCGGAGCCAAAUGGUCUUAGCAGCUUUGACAAGCAAGGCAUCAGUGGUGUCAGGGACCAGUCCAAGUCUAAGAAGGAUCAGUCAGAAACAGACCACGUGAAAGAGCUCGUUGAUAAAUUUCCAGCAACUAUUCCUGAGGAUGUUCUUAAAAAUAUUUCUGUUGAAGUUAAGAACCAUAGCAUCAGUGCUGUUGUCAAGGACGAUCAUCCUAAGAAAGCGUUUCCUGUAUCACCGCCCGGAGUGCUGCGACCCGUCUCAAGUUCAAAUGUCUCUGAAGCUAGCCAUCCUAUAGAAACUGACAGAUCUAAUAGAGGCCCCAUUAGCAACAGUGACAGAUUGUGUGAAUUGAGAUUUGGGAGCUACUGCCUUUGGCGUCGAGAACACAGGGAAGCAAUAAAGGAUAAAAUGGUGAAGAAAUUAAAAGACCGACUUUUCGUUGCAAGAGCAUACUUUCCUAGCAUAGCUAAGCUCCCUGAUCAAGAAAAGUUGUCCCGUGAGUUGAGGCUGAACAUUCUAGAAUUUGAGCGCAUCUUCAGUAUAUCCUCUAGGGAUGUGGAUCUUCCACCCCAGAUUGAACAAAAGCUCCAGAGAAUGGAAGCUGCAAUAGCAAAAUCCCAAUCUGUCAAAUUAGAUUGUAACAAUGUUGUCAAGAAAUUAGCACAGAUCUUGGAUUUGACAGAGGAUGAAGCCAACUUUCAUGCAAAGCAGAGUGCCUUCCUCUACCAGCUUGCUGUUCAUACCAUGCCAAAGAGUCUUCACUGCCUAUCUAUGAGACUAACUGUGGAGUAUUCUACAUCUCCUCCUCCUGAUAUGGAGUCUUCUCUGGCUAAUAAAUUUUCAGAUCCCUCACUUCACCACUUCGCUAUAUUCUCCAACAACGUCCUUGCUUCUUCAGUAGUGAUCAACUCAACUGUUAUGAAUUCUAAAGAAAGUCAAAAUUUAGUGUUCCAUGUGCUGACAGAUGAAGAGAACUAUUUUGCGAUGAAGUUUUGGUUCUUCACACACGACUAUAAAAGUGCUGCUGUUCAAGUAUUAAAUGUCGGACAACUUGGUAUGGAUUUCCAGGAUAAAGCAGCUCUCUUAUCUUUCUCACUGUCUGAGGAAUUUCGUGUUACCUUCCACAGUAGUAACAAACAAUCAGAGCCUGCCAUGAGAACAGAAUAUAUAUCUAUCUUUUCAAGUUUGCAUUAUCUUCUGCCUGAGAUAUUCCAGAAUCUGGGGAAGAUCAUGGUCUUGGAUGAUGAUAUAGUUGUCCAGCAGGACUUGUCUGCCCUAUGGAACCUUGAUAUGGAAGGAAAGGUGAACGGUGCUCAGCAGUUCUGCUCUGUGAGGCUGGGUCAGCUCCAGGGUUACUUGGGCGAAAACAGUUUGGAUAAGAACUCCUGUGUGUGGAUGUCAGGUUUGAAUGUAAUUGAUCUGAAGAGGUGGAGAGAGCUCCAGCUGACUGAAACAUACCUAAGGUUGGCACAGGAGCUCAAUAUGGGGGAGACAUCAGCGGAAGCUGUUUCACUGCGUGCAAGCUUCUUGACCUUUCAGGAUCUUAUCAAACCUCUCGAUGAGUCAUGGGUUUUGUCGGGCCUGGGUCACGAUUUUGGGGUCAAACGCCGAGCUGUGAAUAACGCUGCAGUUUUGCACUAUAAUGGCAACAUGAAACCGUGGCUUGAGAUGGGGAUCCCCAAAUACAAACGCAGCUGGAAGAGGUUUUUGAACAUCAAUGAUCAAAUGUUGAGUAACUGUAAUGUCAGCCCCUGAUCUGCUCGGCCUUUACUACACUUAUUUCUCAUAUACAUCGUUCAGAGCAAACCACCACAUUGAGAUCUACGUCUUGAACGGAGAGACUGCUGAUCAUUUCAUCCAUUCACCUCUGAACAAUGUUGGUAUGACCAAGUGAUAGCUGCGAUAACUUUGCUGGGAGAUUUUUCUUUCUUUUUUUUUUCCUUUGAAUAGGACUACAUAGGAAGGAUUUCCUCGGUGGAGAUUGCAUGCCAAGUAAUGGAGAAUUCCGGUUGAAGGGAGACUCAAUCGUUUGCAUGUAGAAGAGCUGGCUUUGCAGACUGGAAGUUUGUGAAGAUUCGAGUGGAAGCAAAGCUCAUGAUGGGAAUGAGUGAUGUAGCUUCGGUUGAGGCAUGCAGCAAGCAAGUCGUACAAAUAUUCAUCAGGUUUCAUAAUUCUUUCCGGGGGGGUUGUGUCGAUACUUCUUUUCAGGAACGUCUUUUGUUUUGUUCUUAGGUCUAUCUCUCUAUUGAGAGUGUGGUUGAAGGUCGGCUUCUUUCUACAUCCUAUUUUUGUACCGAUUCAAUUGUAAAUCUCUCUGUACUAUUGUAACAUGAGUUUGAAAAUAUUGACGUUGCUUCAUGGGAUGGGCUCUACCCGGAGAGAUCA